Molecule: messenger RNA, 1342 nt
Organism: Salvia hispanica
Lineage: Eukaryota; Viridiplantae; Streptophyta; Magnoliopsida; Lamiales; Lamiaceae
Product: putative magnesium transporter NIPA9
Biological process (GO): magnesium ion transport
Cellular component (GO): membrane
Molecular function (GO): magnesium ion transmembrane transporter activity
Source: RefSeq, a predicted model, not a curated record
CAACGGAGACUCUGAUAAUCGACACAGAUCUUUGCUGCGUGUCCAAAUCCACGCAUACUUCCCCUUCAUUUAUGCGCAAUUGCAUCGAUCUCUGCUGGCAGAAAUAUAGAAGAAAUUAGCAAAUAAAAUUAAUUAAUAACAAUAACAAUAAUAAUAAUCAGGGAGAGAUGUGGGAAUCAAUUUGCUUAACGAUUGCGGCUACAGCCGGAAACAGCAUUGGCAAAGUGCUCCAGAAAAAGAGCACCCUAAUUCUCCCACCUCUCCCCUUCAAGCUCAAGGUGAUAAGAGCAUAUGCUUCUAACAGUCCUUGGAUAAUCGGCUUCUUGAUGGAUAUUUUUGGGGCCAUCUUGAUGUUGCUCGCACUAUCUCAGGCUCCUGUAUCGGUGAUUCAACCUGUUUCUGGCUGUGGGCUUGCCAUUCUCGCAGUGUUUUCUCAUUUUUAUCUAAAAGAGUUCAUGAAUGCCAUCGACUGGAUCGGAAUUGCUUUGGCUGGUAUUGGCACUAUAGGUGUUGGUGCUGGAGGAGAAGAGCAAAAGUCGCCAUCCAUCUCAAUUAUCUAUUUACCAUGGCUCGCAUUUGUUGUUGUGCUCGUGUUUGUUCUUCUUAAUGGAUGGCUUCGUGUGUAUAAACGGCAAAGAAGAGAACAAGAGUUGAUGCAAUACGAAGUGGUCGAGGAAAUCAUUUAUGGCUUGGAGUCCGGCAUCCUAUUCGGGAUUGCAUCUGUAAUAUCAAAGAUGGGAUUUUUGUUCUUGGAGCAAGGAUCUUCCAAGUUACUGCUUCCCGUUUGUGUCUCGAUCAGCAUAACGUGCAGUGCCUCUGGAUUUAUUUACCAGACCCGUGGUUUGAAGCACGGAAGAGCAAUCGUCGUGUCCACGUGUGCAGCUGUUGCCUCGAUCGUGACCGGUGUGCUUGCCGGCAUGUUUGCACUUGGCGAACAGUUGCCUUCAGCCCCCACAUCUCGCCUAUUGCUUCUCCUCGGAUGGCUCUUCAUCAUCCUCGGAGUAAUCCUGCUGGUAUCUUCGUCGAGGUUGAUGCAACAUCUCCGGAGCCCAUGGAGACGCUUCGCACGAGGCUGGAUCAAGAGGAGUUUCGUCCAAAGGCAGUGGAGCUCGGCCCGUGCAAGGGACACAAACCCGAACUCCGUGAUCCAAGCGAGCACGCUGCAUCAUUUGAUACCGCUCCCUGCAAAAGCGAAAGCUUGAGCUAUUUUGAUUCGGUUCGGGUUUCGAGUGUACAGUUUUAUGUUGCCUUUUUGGUACUCUCUCACAAAAUGUUGAAUAGACAUAAUUUUGAAAUAGCUAAAGCCUAAAAAUCAUUGGAGAAUACAAUUUUAUUUUUUUCA